AUGAUUUUCCGUAAAAACAAUUUCAAAGAAAUAAAAAGACCAAAAAAGGGUAGUGGUGUUACCCUACUCAAAAAGAUAAAUGAAUAUAUCGGUAUAAAUUGUUAUAUACCGAGCGAUGGAUAUUGCUUUGUAAAGUGCGUUAAUCGUGUUUUAAACGAAGACUACACAAGAGAUUUUCAAGAUUUCAUCAACAGUUUUUCAAAAUCAAACAGAAAAGGAGUUAUGACAACUGCUAGAAUCUGUGAAUUCAAUAAGAAAUUUAAUACUUAUUUUCAAAUUUAUAUGCCCAAACAUAGACAUUUUCAACCAAAGAAAGUAUCCAAAGAAUUAGAUUGGGUUUUUUAUUUACACAAAGAACAUUUCUGUUUGAUAAGAAGAAAUAACAAAACCUUAGGCAUUAAAGAAAUAGAAGAUAAUUACGAUGAAAACGGUUGGUAUUAUUUAUAUCAUUACGAUAAAGAAAUGAUUGAAGAAGAAUGGUAUGAAACUACUAGAAUGGUUCCGAAACACACCGAAAAAGAAAAUGUAGAAAAAGUUAACUCACAUACUCACCCUUUUAUAAGAUAUUUUAUAAGUAUUAAAGGAGGAAGAGUUUCGGCAAAUCGAAAAUCAUUUGAAACGAAUAAAAUGGAUGAAAUUUGUAGUAUAUUAAAGGAAUACAAUGCAAGUGACACUGAUAAUAUAAUUGAUUUAUUCAAAGAAUAUAGUGAUGGCACGAAAGAUAAAACGGAGCUUCAUUCGAGACUUAAAAAAAUAAAAUGUAUCAAACUAAUGGCCUUUGAUGCUAACGGUUUGUAUGCUUCCGCCAUGUCGGAUUUAGACAGCGAAUAUCCGAGAGCGGAAAGUGGUAGAUCAUUUCUACCGGAAGAAAAUAAAGAAUUUGUCAAGCUCUUUAAUGAACAGAAAUUCAGACCUAGAACUGCUAUUUUAAAAGUCUGGUGUGAAUAUCCCAAAAAUAUGUUCUUCCAACCCAUACCAGCUAAAGAUAAAAUCACUUUCACGAAUAAAGAAGGUAAAAAGGAAACUGGCACUAAAAUCAGAUUCAGAAAUGGUUUCUGUCACAACGUUUUAACAUCGGUCGAUAUUCAAGAAAUAGUGAAAGCCGGUGGACAAAUUAUUAAAAUAUUAGAUGGUAUAGUUUACGAAGAAAAUUUUAAAACUCCACCCUAUAGAUAUUAUAUUUUAAUUUUGACGUUGUAUGGUAAAUCUAUUCAGAAGGAUAUAACUACAUCGAGACAUCUAUGGAGUGAAGCGACUUUAAAAGCCAACUAUGAUUCACACUUCAAAAGCUAUGAAAAAGUAAAUGAUAGUAUAGUUGAGAUAAAUGAAGAAGAAAAAGAAUUUAUUCCUCCUAAAUCUACAAGACUAACACCUAGUCAUUUGGGAUCAUUUGCCCAUUUUUUAUUUUAA
Molecule: messenger RNA, 1410 nt
Organism: Lottia gigantea (owl limpet)
Lineage: Eukaryota; Metazoa; Mollusca; Gastropoda; Lottiidae
Exons: 2
Coding region: 1-1410 (469 amino acids)
Source: RefSeq, a predicted model, not a curated record